UUAACUCGACAGCCACAGGCGCCGCCGCCCUCCGCGCUCCGACCGGGCCCGUGACGUCACGCGAGAGGCGGAAGGGGCUGGGCGCGCGGCGGAAGGGGCGCGAGGAGCGGCGGGGGCGCGGGGCCGGGGCCGCCACCGGCAUGGCCAAGCAGUACGACAUGGUGGAGUGCCCAUUCUGCGACGAGGUCUCCAAGUAUGAGAAGCUCGCCAAGAUCGGGCAGGGCACCUUCGGGGAAGUUUUCAAAGCCAAACAUCGUCAGACAGGCAAGAAAGUAGCACUGAAGAAAGUGUUGAUGGAAAAUGAGAAGGAGGGGUUCCCCAUCACAGCCUUGCGAGAGAUUAAAAUCCUUCAGCUGCUCAAACAUGAAAAUGUGGUGAACCUCAUAGAAAUCUGCAGGACCAAAGCCUCUCCGUACAACCGCUGCAAGGGCAGUAUCUACCUUGUGUUUGACUUUUGUGAACAUGACCUGGCAGGCCUCCUCAGCAAUGCUCAUGUCAAAUUCACUCUCUCGGAGAUCAAGAAGGUUAUGCAGAUGCUGUUGAAUGGACUUUACUACAUCCAUAGGAACAAGAUCUUGCAUCGAGACAUGAAAGCUGCAAAUGUUCUGAUAACACGGGAUGGAGUCCUGAAGCUUGCAGACUUUGGGCUGGCUCGAGCUUUCAGCCUGGCUAAGAACAGCCAGCCAAACCGGUAUACCAACCGGGUUGUAACUCUGUGGUAUCGUCCACCAGAGCUGCUCCUAGGGGAGCGGGACUAUGGUCCCCCCAUUGACCUCUGGGGUGCAGGCUGCAUCAUGGCAGAGAUGUGGACCCGCAGCCCCAUCAUGCAGGGGAACACGGAGCAGCACCAGCUUGCCCUCAUCAGCCAACUGUGUGGAUCUAUUACACCGGAGGUUUGGCCAAACGUGGAUAAAUAUGAGCUGUAUCAGAAGCUGGAUCUUCCCAAGGGCCAGAAGCGCAAGGUGAAGGAUCGCCUGAAAGCCUACGUCAAAGACCCUUAUGCACUUGACCUCAUUGACAAGCUGCUGGUGCUGGAUCCUGCCCAGCGAAUCGAUAGUGAUGAUGCACUGAACCAUGACUUCUUCUGGUCAGACCCCAUGCCCUCGGACCUCAAAAACAUGCUAUCUACUCAUAACCAGUCCAUGUUUGAGUACCUGGCCCCACCACGUAGGAGAGGUGGACACAUGCCCCAGCAGCCGACUAACCAAGGCAGGAACCCAGCCACCACCAACCAGACUGAAUUUGACAGGGUGUUUUGAGUGAGGGCUUCCUCAGUGAGGCCUUUCCAUCUGGGAUUGGACUUUGUACAAGGUGAAGUGCCUGCCGGCUUUAACUGAGCUCUGCUGUCUCCUCAUGCAGCAUCUCAGCUGCCAUGCAGCUGUGUGACUGGGGAGGUGAUACCCGUAUUAAGUUUCUUUACUGCAGAUUUCCUGUACCAGAAUCUCAUAAAAAUAAAUAAUUUAAUAGAAUGGUACAGCAACAGGGUCACCUCAAGCUAGGUACUGCUGGAGAGGAACCCUAAACAAAGAAAUCACUGGGCAGUUAUGCCCUUGCAGUCUACGUUGCCCUCUCGUCAUGUGAUUGUUCAGCCCAAUAGUAGUGUUUGGGUCUGAGAUCUUCCUGUUCCUCUUAAGAUCCUUUCUCUGUGUCCAGGUAGUCUCUUCCUUUCAUUAUCUGGAGGAUGCAGCUUCUGCUAACAGAUGUGCUUACCUUACUUUUCACAGGCCUCAGGGCCUCCUUUCUUAUAACUAAAUGUAAGUUCAGCCUGAGUUCACCACUAAAGCCUAAGGCUUUAUCAAGACAUUCUAUUGAUCACAGAAUAUUAGGAGUUGAAAGUGACUUCAAAAUAUCAUCCAGUCCAAUGCCCCUGCCAGAGCAGGAUCUUCCUCAACAAGAGCAAGUUUAAGAUCCUGCACCUGGGUUGGCACAAUCCCAAGCACAAAUCCAGGCUGGAUGGAGAAUGGCUGAGAGCAGCCCUGAGGAAAAGGACCUAGGGAUCUGGGUUGCUGAAAAGCUUAACAUGAGCCUACAUGGUGCACGUGCAGCCCAGACAGCCAACUGUGUCCUGGGCUGCAGCAAGAGCAGCAUGGCCAGCAGGGCAAGGGAGGAGAUUCUCUGCCUUUGCUCUUGUCAGACCCCACCUGGAGUACUGUGUGCAGUUCUGGAGCCCCCAACACAAGAAGGACAUGGAACUGUUGGAGCCAGUCCAGAGGAGGGCCACGAAGAUGCUGAGAGGGCUGCAGCAGCUCUGCUAUGAGGACAGGCUGAGACAGGUGGGGCUCUGCAGCCUGGAGAAGAGAAGGCUUUGAGGAGACCUUAUAGUAGCCUUCCAGUAUGUGAAGGGGACCUACAGGAAGGCUGGGGAGGGACUAUUUACAAGGUCUUGUAAUGACAGGAUGAAGGGUAAUGGGUUUAAACUGGAGGAGGGGAAAUUGAAACUAGAUGUCAGGAAGGGGUUCUUUACUGUGAGAGUGGUGAGAUACUGGCACAGGUUGCCCAGGGAGGCUGUGGCUGCUCCCUCCUUGGAGGUGUUCAAGGCCAGGUUGGGUGAGACCUUGAGUGACUUGUUCUAGUAGGAGACAUCCCUGCUUAUGGCAGGGGUUUGGAACUGGAUGAUUUUUGAGAUCGCUUCCAACCUAAACCAUUCUGUGAUCACUCAGGAGCACAUCCAGGCGGAUUUUGAAUAUCUCCAGAGAAGGAGAUUCUACAACUCUGGGCAGCCUGUUCCAGUAUUCUUUCAGGCUCACAGUGAAAAAAAAUUCCUCAUGUCUAUGGAACUUCCUAUGCCUCAGUUUCAACCCAUUGCCCCUGUCCUGUCAUUGGGCAUCACAGAGAAGAGCCUGGCUCCAUCCUCCUUGCACUCAUGCUUUGCAUAUUUAUAAACAUUAAUGCAGUGAGUCCAUCAGCAUAAAUGCUGGUGCUGGUGCAGCCUCGUUCUGCAGCCUCACAGGGUGUGAGGGAUCCAGGUAGGGUUUCUCUAUGUCAGAAAGUUGAAGGUUGAAAAGUAAAUUGAUAAAAGCAUUUAGUUAAUAGCUGAAGUUUCUGACAAAUUAAACUCUAAUAGAGCAGUCAGAAAAGCAGAAAGUCUCUAAUGAAAAGAAUGGAGCUGGCAAAAGUACUUCCCUUGUCUUCAUUGUGGAAGCUUUCUCUGGAUUAAAGAAGGCUUGUUCCUCGCAGCUCUCGCUCCAUUUGGAGCAGGACAAAGGUUACAGGCCUUUGCUCUGUAGUUGGGUGAUACUGAUAGCUACAGCUCAUGCUGAGAUAAAAUAAUGCUGUUUCUAGAGCCAGCCCUACCCAAUUGAGGAAUGACUGGUUUUCUUGCAUGUAUUACACAUAAUUCCUCAGGUCCUGAGAACACCCAGCUGCAACGUGUGGCAGAUGUCACCUUAUGGGUAAGACCCCCAUGGCUGCCUUAGAGUGCCGGGAUUCUUAUUGGAAUUAUUGGACAGAAUUAACCUUUGUCUCACUUUUUUUCCAGCGCCCCUAGAAGGACUUGUGCUGACACAGAUUCAGAAAGCUGAAACCAUUCAAUGGUUUAAUUUAUCAGAGCACAGGAGAUUCGUGGCUGUCAGUGAUAAAAGGACCGUCUGUGAGGUGGUCUCAGGGUAAUAAAUACCAGAGGACAUACGACAUGGUCAGAGAUGCACACUUGAGGAAGAGCUCAGUGUUAGUGUGAGGAGUUAAAGAGGCAGACAUUUCUCUUUUUCAUGCGGACGCUUCAGAUUUAUGUUCCUUUGUAGCUAAAACAGGAUUUAAAAAUAAAAAAGCCUGUAUUUACUAUGUUAUAA
This is a messenger RNA of Pogoniulus pusillus (Red-fronted tinkerbird), 3788 nucleotides long. RefSeq names its product cyclin-dependent kinase 9. The record is from RefSeq and is a predicted model, not a curated record. The transcript has 7 exons. Gene Ontology annotation, cellular component: nucleus; cyclin/CDK positive transcription elongation factor complex. Bases 141 to 1259 code for a protein of 372 amino acids. Gene Ontology annotation, biological process: protein phosphorylation; positive regulation of transcription elongation by RNA polymerase II. Lineage: Eukaryota; Metazoa; Chordata; Aves; Piciformes; Lybiidae. Gene Ontology annotation, molecular function: cyclin binding; RNA polymerase II CTD heptapeptide repeat kinase activity; ATP binding.